Messenger RNA from Rhineura floridana, 1313 nucleotides. RefSeq names its product maestro heat-like repeat-containing protein family member 7. The record is from RefSeq and is a predicted model, not a curated record. Gene Ontology annotation, cellular component: cytoplasm. Bases 12 to 1313 code for a protein of 433 amino acids. The transcript is spliced from 10 exons. Lineage: Eukaryota; Metazoa; Chordata; Lepidosauria; Squamata; Rhineuridae.
UGAGAGAAACUAUGGCCUUCAUGUGCAAAUUCCUCCGUGAAAACAACCAGGAUUUAUCAGAGAAGCUCAAGUUCCUGGACUGCGUAGACCUCAUCAGCACAAACUUCGACUGCAACGAGAAAGAGGGAUUCAUGGGUCGGCAGCGCUACAAUCCAUCUUUGAUGAGAGACACCAUCAAGUUUCUUAUUCCUGAAACGUCUUCCGCAGAUGUCCAGGAGCGGAUCAUGGCAAUAUCCAGAAUCACCAGGCUGAUCUGUUGCAUUGAGUGCCAUUGCACAGCAAAAGGAAUGAAGGCCUUCAAGAUCGGGAAGCUGGUGGGAUACCUCAUCCUUUGCAGCAAUGACCCCAGUGAGAAUGUGUGCCACUGGGCCGCCGAUGGGCUCCACCACCUGUACACCUUGAUCCUCCAGCGAAAGAGUAUGAUGAAGUUUGGGGACAGUGAAGAAUUUGAGGAGCUUCUGCAGGAGUGGGAAGAGGAAAAGCUCUUCUGGCUGGCCUGGUUCUCCGACGUCAGCCCCACCACCGUGAGAUUCAAAAAAAGCCUCCGUGCAGAUGAACAGUUGGACGUAAUUCUCGUGGCCAUCAAGGGCAUGAGGGACGACAACAUUUACAGGACAAAGGCUGCCACCCAGAUGCUGAAAGCCAUGCUGAGGGAUCCUCAGCCCAUUUUCAUAAAGAUACCAAAAAUCAUCAAAUCCCUGUAUUCCGAUUUGGAGCACAUCAGCGAUGCCCGGGCCCGCCAGGAAGUCUUUCGGUUCCUCUGGAUGCUGGGAAAGAGUCACCCGCAAGAGGUGGUGAAGACACUCCUGGGCUGCUCCAUUCAGUGUGACUGCACGGCCUCUGCCAUGUGGAAUGCCUUGACGUGCUUCUCUGAGCCCGCGCAGAAGGUGCUGAACGUGCUGCAGUCCAUCCUGCUGGAGCAACCACUCUACUCUGACGGUCCCGGGGUUAAGGCCACCUUGAAUCCUUUGGCUGCCACCACAGCACUUUACGAGAUCUUGAGACGUCCAUCUCCAGCCUGCAGAGAGGCUCUGAGAGCAAUGUAUCCCAUGCUCUCCAUUGCUCUGCUCUGCCAGAUCUCCUACACUGUGCACUUUACACCAGAGGAGAUCGACAUCUAUUGGAGUGCCUGCAUCCGUCAGGAGAUUCCCACCCCUCCAGCUCCUCUCAGGUCUGCACUGAGAGCCUUCAAAGGUCUCAUCCGGCGUGCAGGUGAUGGAGAUCAGGCCCUGAUCAUGAACAGGAGGGGAGGCUCUGAGCUCCUGGUACAUCGCGGGACUCACCAGAAAGGACUCACUGUCUUUGCGAGGUAG